AUGGUUAUUUAUGCAUCCGAUCACAAGUUUCCAACUGUUGAACACAUUGAUCCCCUCAUUUCUGCUGAAAUUCCUGACCCAAACGAUGAUCCAGAGUUGUAUACUCUUGUCAGUGAUUUCAUGAUUCACGGUCCUUGUGGUCCUCACAACAUCAACUGCCCAUGCAUGGUAGAUAAUAAGUGUUCUAAGGGCUUUCCAAAGAGAUUCCGUGAUCAUACGUCCGUCGAUAUGGAUGGUUUUCCUCUCUACAGAAGAAGAGAUUCAGGAAUGUUUGUUGAAAAAGCUGGAGUUAAGUUAGAUAACAGAUUUGUUGUUCCCUACAACAAAACACUUUUGAAGAAAUAUCAGUCCCACAUUAAUGUUGAAUGGUGCAAUCAAGCUGGACCUAUAAAGUAUUUGUUUAAAUAUAUCAACAAAGGGCCUGAUCGUGUUACCGUUUCCAUUGUUGAAAGUAACACAUCAAACGAACCUGACCCGCCGUUUGAUGAGAUUAAAAAAUACUAUGAUUGUCGAUAUUUGUCUGCAUGUGAGGCAUCAUGGCGUAUAUUCGCAUUUGAUGUUCACUAUAGGCACCCAGCUGUUAUUCGUCUCCCAUUUCAUCUUCCGAACCAACAAAAUGUUGUAUAUGGUGAAGACGAUGAUAUUGACUUAGUCCUCAAUCGGCCGUCAAUGAAUUGUUCAAUGUUUUCAGCUUGGAUGGAUUGUAACCAAAGAGAUGAAGUUGCCCGAGAGCUUACUUAUGUUGAAUUCCCUACUAAGUUUGUGUUUAAAAAGGAUGAACGUUGUUGGAAACGUCGGAGACCGGGUGGUUUUGCAAUUGGAAGAAUUCAUGCUGUUUCUCCUACUCUCGGUGAGGCAUAUUUUUUGAGGAUUCUUUUAAACAAACUUAAAGGUCCUCGAUUCUUUGAUGAUAUCCUCACUGUAAAUGGUCGUAAAUUUAAUACCUUUAGAGAAGCAUGUUAUGCUCAUGGUCUACUAGAUUAUGACAUGGAAUAUAUAGAAGCUAUCCAAGAAGCAAGUCAUUCGGGCUCCGGUUAUUAUCUUCGCACACUGUUUGCUACGAUGUUAACGUGCCAGACUUUGUCUUUGCCGGAACGUGUAUGGCAAAAAACAUAG
Helianthus annuus (common sunflower) is the source of this 1116-nucleotide messenger RNA. RefSeq lists its product as uncharacterized. The transcript has a single exon. Lineage: Eukaryota; Viridiplantae; Streptophyta; Magnoliopsida; Asterales; Asteraceae. The record is from RefSeq and is a predicted model, not a curated record. Bases 1 to 1116 code for a protein of 371 amino acids.